Molecule: messenger RNA, 4317 nt
Organism: Zalophus californianus (California sea lion)
Lineage: Eukaryota; Metazoa; Chordata; Mammalia; Carnivora; Otariidae
Gene: RBM11
Product: RNA binding motif protein 11
Exons: 6
Coding region: 85-780 (231 amino acids)
Biological process (GO): regulation of alternative mRNA splicing, via spliceosome
Cellular component (GO): nucleus
Molecular function (GO): single-stranded RNA binding
Source: RefSeq, a predicted model, not a curated record
UCCCGUAGUCCGAGCGGCGCAGAAAAGCGACGAGAGGGGGCGGGGCUUGGAGACCUCCUCCAGCCUCGGGCCGAGACCGGAGGGAUGUUCCCUGCUCAGGAGGAGGCCGACAGAACGGUGUUUGUGGGGAAUUUAGAGGCCCGAGUACGGGAAGAGAUUCUUUACGAGCUGUUCCUUCAGGCUGGGCCAUUAACCAAAGUGACUAUAUGCAAAGACAGAGAAGGAAAGCCGAAGACUUUUGGAUUUGUCUGCUUUAAGCACCCUGAAUCGGUGUCUUAUGCCAUAGCUUUGCUGAAUGGAAUACGUUUAUAUGGAAGACCAAUUAAUGUACAGUAUCGAUUUGGGAGCUCUCGCUCUUCUGAACCAGCUAACCAAAGUUUUGAGAGCUGUGUUAAGAUAAAUUCACACAGCUACAGAAAUGAAGAAGUUGCGGCCAGAUCUUCCUUUCCCAUGCAGUUCUUUCCAAUUAACAGUGCAGUUUUACCUCAAGAAUAUUUUUUCCUUCAGAAGAUGCAGUGGCAUGCCUAUAAUCCAGCCCUGCAGCUGCCUUACUAUGAGAUGGCAGCACCACUUCCUAAUAGCACGUCUGCAACGUCUUCACUAAAUUGUGCUCCAGAUCUGGAGGCUGGACCCAGCUCUUACGAAUGGACUCACCAACAGCCCAGUGACCCUGACCUUUAUCAGACGAAUAAACGAAAGAGGCAAAAACAAACCAGUGACAGCGAUAGUAGCACAGAAAACAAGAGGGGAAAUGAAUAUAGCCAAAAGUUCCAAAAGUGAAGAAAGGCUGGAGGAGUAGGAUUGGCUUUUAGAAUACCAUCCCAAAGAACUGAUGGAACAUCAACUGAACUACUCAGGUCUGUAGUCAAAGCUCGGUUUAAAGUGUCCAUAUUGUACCUCUAUUUUCCAUUUCUAUACAUCCUAGUAAAGCUAGUUACAUCAGAAUUAAGAGCCUCUCAUUAAUUUAUUAAGAAAUGUGAAUUAAUAGUCUGGGUUUGAUUUGGGGUAAAAUGAGGACUAAUAUAUAAAUCUCUACAGAAAUUAUAUUUUAAUGCAGAAAAUUCAAAGGACAUCUUUUUAACAAAGGAUGAUGUCUGCUUCUAUGCCUCAAGCCUGAGGAAGUUCAGUGAGCACAACUCCAGUUUGCAUUAGUGAUGAUGUUAUUUGAUCAGAAUGCGUCCUACGGGGUCACAUGAUACCGCAACUGUGGACUAAGUCUAUUACCAGUCAUGCCCAACCUGCAAAAAUUACUUCAGGUGCCUGCAGAAACUGCCUUAGCAGGUGAAAUCAAGUAGUCUGUUAUCUGGUUCCCUGUAAAAUUUCCUUUCCAGCAUCCAAUACCAUCUUGUCAUAAUAUUAACAGGUUUUAUAAGGAUUAAGAAACACAUGUGCUACUUGCAUUGUAAUUAGAAAACCUAAACAGUAUGUAAGGAUAGACAGUCAUAUAUUUCCUGUGUUAUAAGCUCUGGGAAUAAUUGGCACCCAACAAGCUUACAUAAUAUUAUCUGCUGCAAGGAACCUGGAUCCAACAAUCCCUGUUUCAACCACUUGACCUUGUUUGGGGAGCUUAAUGAAUGAAAACAUGCUUUAAAUGAAUACUGUUGGUCAGUCCAACACACUAUUUGAAACCUGGUAAUUAUUGUCUUUGCUUCUAUUUCUACAUGAGACAAUUAGUAAUAUCCUGGAUAGGAAAAUAACUCUCGCCCCAGCUGCUUGCCCCAGGCUGAUAACAAAUCUUCAUUGAUUUUAUCCCACCUCCAAGUUAAUCACAAGGGAAACAUUGCAGACUCUCCUGCAUGCCAAUCAAAACCCUGGGAGUUACUCUAGACAGUGCCCUUCACUCCAUUUCUAAGUGGUCAUUAACUCCUCAUUGUGACCUUGCUCAGGUUCUUUUCAUUUCCUGCUUGGAGUAUUCAUUAAAGCAAAGCAAUCAACGAGGAAUGAUUAUCAUUCCAAACACAGAUUUUGGUGCUGAGGCCACAGCGUCACUGGAAAAGUUUGAUCCCAACAUUCAAAGAGUUUAUGAUUUUUCAGCAGAGAUGGACAGUUAGGAAGGUGAUUUCAGGAUAAUGCUGCAACAAUAGAGGUAAACACAGAAUGCAAUGAUGGGAGGGCAUGAGAGUCUCCAUUCCUCAAGAAAAUUAAUCCUGGGAGGAAGAAAGGAAAAGAAAACCUGAAUACACACACACACAAAAAGGAUAUCCAGGAGUCCAACAGUUUUCUAUCCUGACUCUCAACUGUCUUCACAUUUUUAGCCCUGCUUUUCACCCAUCCUUGGAAGAGUGUCUCCAAGUAUUAAAUCUGUACAAGUAAAAUGGCUUGCCUCUUGUCAGUAUCACCCCAACCUCUUAAGGAUACAGGAACUUGGGUUAUGAUGAUAAUUUUUUUUUUUUAAAAAUCAUGUUCUUAUGGAACAGUCUAGUGGAAAGAGAAUAAAUAAAUAACAUACAAAGUUAGAUGUUAACUGAUAACUGCUGAGGAAAAUGAUUUUUUUUUACAGGAAAUGUUUAGGGAUUAAAAACUCAAAGCAGGAGGGAAAGUAAGCCAUGUGCAUAUCUGAGGGAAGAACUCCAGGCAGAGGAAACAGCAGAUGCAAAGGCCCCAUGGAAGAAAGGGAAGGAAGGUAAUAUGGGGGAGGAGGUUGAUCACAGGUGAGAUGUGAGCAGAAGAUAAUGGGAACUCAGGCCAUUGUAACAACUUGGACGUCUUGUGGAUGGGGUGUGGGGACAAGUUCUGACAUACCAAGACUAUUGAAGUUACCCAGUCAAGAGAAGAUGGUUGUUUAGCUCAAAACAGUAGCAAUAGAAGUGGUCAGAUUCUAGAUGUAUUUUAAAGGUAAAGCUGACAAUUCACUAAGCAUUCUAAUCCUGGGAAAGAAGGGUCAACAAUGACUCCAAGUUAUCAUUUAUUGAUAUGGGCAAAACUAUGGAGGAGCAAGUUUUGGAGCAGAACCUGGAGCAGAAUUUUGGACAUGUUAAUUAUGAUUUGUGUAUCAAAAAUCUAAUAGAUAUCAAGAAAUUUGUAUAUAUAGGUCUGGAGUCCAGGGGAAAGGUCAAGGUUGAAGAUUUAAACAUUAGCAUUAUUGGCAUAUCAAUGGUAUUUCAAGUCUCAAGACUGGAUAAGAUCAUCUAAGAAGUGUGUGUAGAUAGGAGAUGAGCCCCAAAGUUUGUGCCCUGAGUAUUGCCAGUAUUUUGUACCUUAGGGAGAUGAGGAAGAACCCCCCGUAGAAUGACAAGCAGAACAUGGUGUCUGGGAAUCCAAGGGAACAAAGUGUUUCCAGAAGGAAAAAAUAAUUAGUUGUGUCAAAUGUUAUCGAUAGGUCACGGGAGACAGGGACUCAGAAUCGGUCACUGGAUUUAGCAAUGAUGCUUCAUAUAAGACAUUCUGGGUGAAUGAUCCUGGCAAGAGCAUGAUCAGAGCGGUUCCAAGUGAGGAUAGAGGAAAUAACUGAUGGACUGCAAGAAGAGAUAACUUACUCAAAUUUCUUGCUGUGAAAGGGAGGAGAGAUAUAGGACCAUAACUCAAGGAAGGCACGUGAUGAAGAGAGAUUUUUGUGGGUUUUUAGUUUUCUUAAAGAUCUGGAGAAUGCCUAAAAUUUUGUUAUUGUCCCUUUUCCCAGUCUCUGCUGCUAAAAUACUCCUUUUCUUUUUUCAGUAUGUCAGUAUGUCAGGUUUAAAAAAAAGUUCUUACUGAUUUUCAAAUCCUCUUUUACCUUAAGAAAAUUUGCUCUUUGUUAUAUAUAUGUAAAUAACUUUCUGGUUUAUUUUUUCUGUUUUCUUGCCAGAGCAGGAGGUUUUAAUUGUCAUAUAGUUAAUAUAUUGUCAUACAUAUUAGUCUUUCUUACAGUUUGGGUUUUUUUUUUCCCCAGAGAGCCUUUCACAAUCAAAGAUUAAGAGAAAAUCUAUUGUGUUUUCUUUUAGAAUUUUGCCAAAUUCAAUUUUACAUAUAAAUCUUGGAUCAUGGAGUGCUUUAUGAGGAUAUAAAGAUCAAAUCUUUAGAUUUUUGUACAACAUAAACAAUUUUGAGUUUCUUUCUGAAUGCUUGCCUGAAGAUUUUUUUAUAUUAAAAUAGCAAUGGUGUUCCUGUGUUAGGUAAUCCUGUAAAGGAUACAAUCCUGAGGGAAGGAUUGAAUUCUCCCACUGACUCAAUUUAUUGCCGCCACCCAUUGUAAUGGGAGUGUGAAACAGAAAUUAAGUUGAAGAGAUGCCAGCCUUUUACAUAAAAUAAAUAGUACAGGGACGCCUUAGUGGCUCAGUCGUUAAGCAUCUGCCUUCUGCUCAGGUCAUGAUCCCAGGGUCCUGGGAUCGAGCCCCACAU